Molecule: messenger RNA, 1929 nt
Organism: Puccinia triticina
Lineage: Eukaryota; Fungi; Basidiomycota; Pucciniomycetes; Pucciniales; Pucciniaceae
Exons: 10
Coding region: 1-1929 (642 amino acids)
Biological process (GO): transcription initiation at RNA polymerase III promoter
Cellular component (GO): transcription factor TFIIIC complex
Source: RefSeq, a predicted model, not a curated record
AUGGCAGCAGAACGGACGACGCACGAGCUGGCUGGCCCGGAGCUGGUGGCGAUCGAGUGUCCGCUCCAGUUGAAGCCGCAGACAGAAGACACCGCAGGUCAACGGGGACGAUCCGGAUCGGCCUACGAUGGAUUGAUUGACCGGCUGGGUGGGCUAAGUCUGCUGUCCAGUCAGCUCGGCGAGAGGGAUCCCAAUCGGCCCGUCGAAAUCACGCUCGUCAAGUCCUCCACUAAUGACUUCAUCAGACCCGUCCCCGGCGAAUGGGUCCAGACCAACAACAUCCUCGUCAAGCUCAUUAAACGCACCCGAAGACCCAAGAACCGCCCAACUGGAAGCACCGUCACCAGUCCUACUCCUAACGACCAUGCCGCCCAACCUACCCGCCUCUUCAAGAUCGAACCAGUGGGGGUGAUCCCUCUGACAGUAAGAUUCCGAGCUUUGGCAGAUUAUCAGUACACACCUGACCUCAAACAUCCGAUCAACACCUUGGCUCGGGAUAUGAGGUCUUUGAAUUUCGAGGGGGUUUUAAAAUUCCGAUUCGAGGCCGAAACCGAGGAUUAUUCGAGCUCCAAGAUCGGUUUGUUCCCGCCUCCGUUGUUCAGUCGUUACCUCGUUCCUCAGCAAUACCACUAUCGACAAAAUGCACCUACGGUCGUCAUGCAGAAUCCUGAUGGUUCGCAGCGGCUAAUCAAUCGGACGAGAUACGUGCCUAUGGGCCCACAAACCAUCACCUUUGAGCAACCUGAUGUCCCGCAGGGUCCAUUAACAAGAGACUCGGAACAACAGAAGCCAGAAAAUGAAGCACUGUUCCAAAAACUUUUGUCGCUGUUUGAACAAAGACCGGUUUGGUCCCGGAUGGCUUUUCAGCAUCAUCUUACUCCCGCUGAUUUGCGCUACAUUCGUCAGCACAAGGUCGUCCUCUCUCUCUAUUGCUAUUUGUUUUCCGACGGACCUUUUCGAGAACUCUUGAUCAAGUUUGGCUAUGAUCCUAGGCUUAAUCCGGAGUCUAGAUUUUUUCAGAGAAUGUCUUUGAGAAAUGUCGAUCGCAAAGAAGUUAAGGAUAAGUUUACUCUGAAGUUGUUGAAGAAACCGCAUAAUAGAGCCGAUGCUGCAGACGUGGCAACUUCAGAUAAUCUACGAGACCACAUUUUUGACGGAUUAGAAUUGCACCAAACCGUAGGAACCUACCAGCUAUGUGAUAUAACCGACCCGUUAUUGGUCUCAUUGAUCAACUCGACCAAGGGAGUCUUACCGAAAUGCCAUGUCCGAACAGGAUGGUAUACGUCUAAUGCGAUCGAACAGAUCCGGUCAAUCCUUCGCCGAAAGUUCCACGCCUUACUUGACGAACAACGAGUAGUAAAAGACGUUGAAUGUGUCGAUCUGUUGGAUAUUGAUAUCAGUCAAGAUGCGGUAGACUUAUUGAAGAAGCCUGACCCUGCCCUUCGAAAAUCUAAAGGCUCACGUCAAAACAUGGACUCCCAGCCGGAUCAAGAGCCCGUUGAUGGUGAUGUGGAUGCAAGCGAGAAUCAGGCAUCCUCUUCCCGGCGCCGGAAACCGGCCAGCGCGAAGCCAAGUCAUCCAAACCCACUACUCAAGCUCCGGCGAGAAAGACAAAGAGUAAAGGCCAAAGCGGUCGGAAAACGCGCUGCAUUCACUGAACCUAGCGGCCAGAACGUCCGGGAGCCUGAUCCGGGUCCCUCUCGUGGACCGGCCGAGGCUUCAACAACGAACAGAAAGGCCGGCGACGGGCCUGGAGAAGACAAAGGGUCUGAUGUCGAGAGUGAACCCGCAGGCGAUGAUGAAGAAGAGCGGGAGGUAGAUGAAGACGAUUUCUUUCGUGAAGAUGAGGAAGAUGAAGAAGAUGAGGACGAGAGUCUCGCCGAUGAAGACGAGGAUGAAAGCUCAAGUCUAUCUGAACUGAGCGACUGA